Messenger RNA from Cynocephalus volans (Philippine flying lemur), 2564 nucleotides. It is a transcript of the gene L2HGDH, whose product is annotated as L-2-hydroxyglutarate dehydrogenase. The coding region runs from base 49 to 1278 and encodes 409 amino acids. Lineage: Eukaryota; Metazoa; Chordata; Mammalia; Dermoptera; Cynocephalidae. The record is from RefSeq and is a predicted model, not a curated record. Gene Ontology annotation, molecular function: (S)-2-hydroxyglutarate dehydrogenase activity. The transcript is spliced from 10 exons.
CUCGAGUGGCCACCUGUGGGGACUGAGAUAGGGACGGGGGCGCAGGCGAUGGUGCCGGCGCUGCGCUACCUGGGGGGUGCCUGCGGACGGGCCCGCUGGGGUUUCCCCGGGGGCUUCCCCUGGAUGUGCGGGCCGGCGUUAGGGAGGCCCCGGCCGCAGUGCGGGGGUGGCCGCAGCGCCAGCACCAGCUCAUUUGAUGUAGUCAUUGUUGGUGGUGGAAUUGUGGGACUUGCCUCUGCCAGAGCCCUCAUUCUGCGACAUCCAGCACUUUCGAUUGGUGUUCUGGAAAAGGAGAAAGAUUUAGCUGUUCACCAGACUGGACAUAACAGUGGUGUCAUACAUAGUGGAAUUUAUUAUAAACCUGAAUCUCUGAAAGCUAAAUUAUGUGUACAAGGCGCAGCCCUCAUCUAUGAGUACUGUAACCAAAAGGGAAUUGCCUACAAGCAAUGUGGCAAGCUUAUAGUAGCUGUUGAACAAGAAGAAAUUCCCAGACUUCAGGCUCUAUAUGAGAGAGGCCUACAGAAUGGUGUCCAGGGCCUGAGGCUGAUCCAGCAGGAGGAUAUAAAAAAGAAGGAGCCGUAUUGUAGGGGUCUAAUGGCAAUUGAUUGUCCGUAUACUGGUAUUGUGGACUAUCAGCAGGUGGCUUUGUCAUUUGCCCAGGAUUUCCAAGAAGCAGGUGGCUCUGUCCUGACCAAUUUUGAAGUAAAGGAUAUUGAAAUGGCUAAAGAAAGCCCUUCAAGAAGUAAAGAUGGGAUGAAAUAUCCGAUUGUUAUAAAGAAUACAAAGGGAGAGGAAAUUCGAUGUCAGUAUGUAGUGACAUGUGCAGGACUCUACUCAGACCGUAUUUCAGAGUUGAGUGGCUGCAGUCCCAAUCCUCGAAUUGUGCCAUUCCGGGGAGAUUACCUGCUCUUGAAGCCAGAAAAGCGCUAUCUUGUAAAAGGAAAUAUUUAUCCGGUCCCAGAUAGCCGGUUUCCUUUCCUAGGAGUUCACUUCACACCAAGGAUGGAUGGCAAUAUUUGGCUAGGGCCUAAUGCAGUUCUUGCCUUUAAACGGGAAGGUUACAGACCCUUUGACUUCAGUGCUAGAGAUGUAAUGGAUGUAAUAAUCAAUAGUGGCUUGAUUAAACUGGUGUUUCAGAAUUUCUCCUAUGGUGUUAAUGAAAUGUAUAAAGCCUGUUUUCUCAGUGCAACAGUGAAGCACCUUCAAAAGUUCAUCCCUGAAAUUACUAUCAGUGACUUACUUAGUAAAUUAGAGAGUGUGAAAAUUAGGGUAAUUUGACCACAGACUGAAAAUUGUUUAUACUAAGCAAUUAUUGGUUUAUUCUUAAGAAUCAUUUUUAAAGAAAUACACACUUAAGUGAAAUAGUAUGCCAUCUGGGGUGCUUUAAUAAUAAUAGUAAAUAAUCCAGUGGAAAGAGGUGGAUGUUAGGUAGGGAUAUAGAUGAAACAAGACUGGCUGUGUAAAGAUAACUGUUGAAAUUAGGUAAUGCAUACAUGGUAGCUCAUUAUACUGUUUUUUCACUUUCUUACAUGUUUAAAAUUUUCCAUUAAAAAAAAAAGUGCUCCCAGGAUGGUAAUACACCUGGAGUACCUAAUAGAAACAAAUUUAAAAUCUCUGUGGAGGGACACACCCUCAACCCAACCCCUCACACUGGAUUCCCCCAGAUAAAGUCUUGCUAAACAAGAACUCACAAUCAGACAUUACAAACCACUAUAGGUGAGAGUCAGAAGAUAAAAUAGUGGAAUUAGACCUCUAACAACUAAAGGUAAUAGUAAUAUUAGAAACUAUAGAGAAAAUAUGCUUCAAUGAAUUAAAAACAAGGUAUUGAAAACAUGAAAAAAAUGACACACAAAAAAGACUAGACAAAAUUUGGAAAUCAGCUAAUUAGAAUUUUUAGAAAUGAAAACUAUGCUUUUUAAAUUUUAAAAAUCAAAUAACUAGGUUAAAUAGCUGGGUAGACCUAACUUACAUGGAAAACUGGUGAUUUGGAAGGUAAAUCUGGAGAAUUUAGAAAGCAGUACUGCAAGAUAAAGAUAAAUAGCACAGAAAUUAAAAGACGUGGAGAAGACGAUGAGAGGAUUCCAGCCUGUCUCUCAUAGGAGUUACAGUUCACUGUAGGAGAAAUUGAGAAAAGCCAAUACUCUGAAGAGAAGAGUAUGUAAGAAUUUUCCAGAAUUGACAAAAAGACUUCAAAUUUUGAAUGCUCAGUGAGUCUCAACUGAAUAAAUAAAACAAAAUACAAGUAAUGGAGUUUGGAUGUGUUGUCCCCUCCAAAACUCAUGUGGAAAUUUGAUCUCCAAUGUGGCAGUGUUGGAAACUGAUUGAGUCAUGGGGGUGGAUCCCUCAUGAAUGGAUUAAUGCUCUCCCUGGGCGAGGAGGGGUAGUGAGUGAGUUCUCGCUCUGUUAGUUCCUGCGAGAGCUGAUUGUUUAAAGGACCCUGGCACCUCCUCUCUUUCUAUCUCUCUCUUGCUUCCUCUCGCCAUGUGAUUUGCUUGUACCCACCGGCUGUCUGCCACUUUUCCACUGUGAGUAGAAGCAGACUGAGGCCCAUGCCAGAUGCAGCU